AUGCCGGUUUGUGCGGUUCCCGGUUUUGUGGUGAAAGUAGAAAGUUGUGCGGAUUUUUGUCUGUGGGGAGUAGGAAGAGAAACGAUGAGCAAAUGGAAGGAUUUGAUUGAGCAAGAGAUGGCAGAGUUGGAGGAUGAUGGGCGGAGUACACCGUCAAGCGUGUUUAGCCUGCCAUUGUUGCCGGUGGUGAAGAGGUUGGAGGCCGUGCCAGGGCUGUCUUCACCAAAGUUGGCUCGUCGUGUUGGAGCUGACGGGGUAGUGCAGUUUCCAGGAGCUGUGCGGGAACUUGCUGAAGCAUUCUUGAGGUUUGACGCAGAUUGCUGGGCUCAAAUUCAUACGUUGGUGCCGGUGGUUGAUACCCAGGCUUGCACCGAUGCCGUGCGAGCUGGGUUGGAGCAGUCACUGUCUGCAAACCAAAAGCGGGUUGAGGAGCUGAGGACUGACAACCAGCAAAUGGAAAAUGAGGCUGCAGGAUUGGAGAGGCAUUGUGCUGCUGUGGAGGAGCAGAUGAAGCAGGAUUGGGCGUUUCUGGAAAGUGCAGGGAUGAUGGCAACGGCGGCUACGGCUCAGGCCAGGGAGGCCUUUUCAACGGCGGUCGCUGCAAGUGUGGUGGCUUUGAAGACCUCAAUUGGUGGGAAAUUCCCCUUGUUGCUGCCAAACUUGGUGGUGACGUGCAAGGAAGAAGGAUUGGUGAAAAUCUAUCGUGUCCAUGGAGGCGAUGGUGUGCAGAUUGCUGUUGGUCCGGAUUCUGACAUGAUGGAAGUAUGGAUGGACGAGGUGAAGGCGAUGGCUGGUGGGAGAUCGGUGCAGGAAAUGAGAAGACAAGAGGGCGAGUCGCAGCAAGCAUUAUAG
Molecule: messenger RNA, 852 nt
Organism: Notodromas monacha
Lineage: Eukaryota; Metazoa; Arthropoda; Ostracoda; Podocopida; Cyprididae
Source: the annotation of a GenBank genome assembly